AUGGCUUCGUCCUUGGGCGCAGCACCCAAUAGGGGGCGCAGAUGUCGGCGGGAAGUUGCAUUUCAGGGGUGUCGGCGGCGGCGUGGAGUGCCCAUUCGAGAGGCGCCAGCAGAGGAUUUUGCAGGUGUGGACUUUCAGAACUCCAGCAGCAUCAGUCAAAAUGACAGUCCUAUUUCAAAAGCAACUGUAGACAUUGAACAAAAAGUUCAUUCUGAGAGUCUGCAAAGAUCUAGAAGGGGUAAUUAUCAAAACGUGAGGGAGAAGAGAAAGUACAUUCCUGACUGGAGGCUUGUGCGCACGUUAAUGUUGGAAGUGUCUCUAAUCAACAUGGACCGCAAAACUUUGCAAGAAGUAGACAGAGCUUUGGAAGUAGCCAUAAAUAAUCUCAAGUGUUUAAAGACUGCAGAGGAGAUGCUUGAACAAUUGGUCACUGAAGCAAAGCAAGAAGAAGGCAAGACUGCAGGUGUUAUUGAUACCACAUUUACAGACUUCAUUGCUGCAUUAAAUUCAAGGAAAAGGAAAUUGCAGACAGAGUUGGUAGUGAGCACCAGUAACUAUAUAACUGAUGUGCAUAAAGUUCAGUUGUCUAUUAUAGAGAAGAAAAGCAGCUUGGAUGGAGCCAUAAAGAUAGCAAGAGGGUUCAAAGCGAAGCCUCCUUUUAAAAGUUGCCAUAGUUUAAAUCAGGUUCUUUGCAAUUUAAAAAUGACCGUGGAGGAUGAAGUUUCAAAACUGGAGAAUAUUAAAAAAAGAGCACUUCCAAGGUUUUACAUAGAUGGUGAUAAGAGUGCCUCUGUGUUAGAAAAAAUGGGGAAAAUUCACCUUGAUGAGAUUGAUCUGUACAGCUUUGGAGAUGGUGCUUUAAAACUGAGCAGUGUGGAACAAGACUUCGAAAGUGCUGUACCUCGAGGAAAAACAAAACAUGACCCAUUGCUCGAGGAAAACAAUACAAAUUUUUCCACAGAAGAAUGUGAUGUCCAGCUCGCCCAGAUCCAACAAAUGGCUCAAUUAUCAACUCAGAAGUGCCUUGCUACUUUGCCUCAGACCGUAUGUACUCCAGAUGUCAUAAUUGAAGAAAUAAUUGAAGAUGAUCCAGAACAAUAUCCUGAGGAUCCACAUCAGACUUCUCCAAAACUUCUCCAAAAACUUUUCCAAAAACGGCUGGUGCCAUUUGGAGUGAAAGCAGGCUCUCCAGAAUUAGUUUUUGUCAGUUGUGUAAUAAGCCCUUGCCACUUCUAUGUUCGGAUGCUUUCACAAAAGAAAAUGUUAGUUCAUUUGGAAAAAAUAUUAAAGCAGUUCUGUAAUAGUAAGAAAACAUCCUCUACAGACAUCUUGGCGUUGGGGGCAAGAGUCUUUGUUAAAAGUAAAGAGCAUGGAAUGUGGUGCCGAGCGACAAUUGUUGAACUAAUUCCAAAGCAGGAUACAAAUGAGGGGAAGCCCUGUGGUCCGACAAAAUACAAAAUUUGUGAUGUUGCAAUGAUGCAGAUAUUCUUUAUAGACUUUGGACAUUCCGAAGCAUUAGCUGUUUCAGGGUUUGCUAAUGAUGUUGCUGUAAAUCCAGAGCAUGCUGCUCUAGAAUAUGUAGUCACAGAAGACUUGUGCUCAGUUGUAAGGAUACCUGAUUUUCUUAUAGAGGCACAACUUAGAGGGAUAAAUAAGUUAGCACUGAAGUGCUCCUUGAAGGACAUUGUUCCCAAGCAUUUGAGUGAAGGUUGGAGUAGAGCGGCAAGAGCAGCAUUUCUGAAAAUGGUCAAUAACAAAACUGUCCAAAUGAGAGUGUUCAGAGAAGAAGAUGGUGUUCUUAUUGUAGAUCUGAUGAAACCUCCAGCCAACAGAAUAAGCAGUGACAUGCCAAUAUCCCUCAGGGAUGCAUUAAUUUUUUUGGAUUUUGCGAGCUUCCGUAGAGAACUUGCUGAUCAGUCUGAAAAUUCUGUGCCACUGCAAUACUGUCUACCUGCGGUGCCCCAAGAAAACACAGCAGCUUCCGUUGUUGUUACUUAUAUCAACAAUCCUGGUGACUUCUAUAUUCAGAUGCUAGACAGUCCAGAGUUUGCGUUUUUUCUGAAAAAGAUUGAUGAAGUCUAUAAAACCGAAAGUGGAGAUAACUUGGAAAUCCUCUGUCCGAUCCAAGGUCAACCCUGCAUUGCCAAAUUUGAAGACGGGGUUUGGUACAGGGCGCAAGUAAUAGGACUUCCUGGCCAUCAACAAGCUGAGGUUAAAUAUGUAGAUUAUGGCAACACUGCUAAAAUAAACGUGAAGGACAUGCGCAAGAUAAAAGAUGAGUUCUUAGCUGCUCCAGCAAAGGCCAUCCAGUGCAAGCUGGCCCAUGUUGAACCAUGUAAAGGAACUAGCGAGUGGAGCAGUAAGUCCAAGUGCAGAUUUGAAGAAAUGGUUCAAGAAAAAGUUAUGCUGUGCCAUUUUAUUGAAAAUUUGCCAGAAAAUGUAUUAUUUGUUGAGCUCUAUGAAAGUGUAUCAGCAUUACCAAGUCUGUCUUGUAGCAUUAAUAGCAUCCUGGUUAAUGAAGGGCUAGCAUCGCAUGUAACAAGGAAUCCCCAGGCGACUGCCGUUACUUACAAUGAAGUGUGGGAUCCUCCUCCCAAUGAAGCCUUCGCAAAUGAGAUGGAUGUUUUAAGUCCUGGGAGUACAGAUCUGUCACAGAUGGAGGAUUUGGUAUUAGAGUGUAACAAAGAACUGGAAGCGAGAAUUAGUCAUGUUGUUUCUCCAAGCAAAAUCUUUGUGCAUUUGCAGUCAGCAGAAAAACUGCUAAACAUCUUACAGGAAAAGAUGUCUGCCACUUACAACACGUCUGAGGAAGAAGAAACCGUUCAGUGGGGAAAAGAUAUGAAUUGUGCUGCUGAUAUGCAUGGUUUAAAUCAGUGGCAUAGAGGCCACAUCUGCAAGAUCGUUUCUGAAAAUGUUGUGGAGGUAUUCUUCUUCGAUUUUGGCAUAACCAAAGCUGUGAAUACCAUCCGUCUAAGAAAACUUGACGAGAAUUUGAUGCGUUUUGAGCCUUUAGCAGUGGCAUGCUCCUUAGCAGGCAUAAGACCAGCUGGUGGGACUGAGCAGUGGACAGCAACCGCGUGUGAUACACUAGCACAAUACUUAAGUGGAGCUACAGUUAAAAUAAUCAUCCAGGAUAAAAAAGCUUCACCAUUUCCUGCAAAAAUGUUUCAGAAAGAUGGUGGCUUGUACACCGACAUUUCGGAAUACAUAAUUAAAGAAGGUUUGGCAUUUAGGAAAAGAAGAACAGACUUAAUUAGAGCAUUACCUGAGAAAUCGCAGGAAAUUCCUGUACAGCAAGAGAAUAUGGACAUAAAUGACUCCACUGCAAAAGCACAAUUUAUACUGAGCUCUUCUGCACCAGAGGAAGAAGAAGCUAAUCUUCCUGUUAAAGAUCAUGAAGAUACAGAAUCAGAAAGAUUUGUGGAUCUGUCCAGAGUGGUUGUAACAUAUAAACCACCAGUUAUUCCUAGUUUGAACCAGUUCAGUGCUUUUGUCAGCUGUGUUACAGACAAUGGAACUAUUUAUGUUAUACCAAAGUCACAAGAACAACAGUUAACCAAGCUGAUGAGCGAUAUACAGAACAACGUCAAAAGUCUGGGUCUUCUGGAACCCUACAGUUGGAAGCAGGGGGAGGCUUGUGUUGUCAGAGGUCCAGAUACUCUGUGGUAUCGUGGUGAAGUUACGGAAGUUGGUAGCAGCACUAUCAGGGUACGAUACUUAGAUUUUGGAUACGUUGAAAAGAUUCCUCAGUGUCAUCUCUAUCCAACUGUCUUGUUUGAUGACAUACCUCCUUUUUCCAUACCCUGUCAGCUCUAUAAAACUAAACCAGUUGGAAAUACUUGGCAGCAGGAUGCAGUUGAGCUCCUCCAAGAACUGCUUACCAAGAGGCUUGUGAAAAUACAUAUCGAGGAACGAUCAGAUGAGCCGUGGGGAAAUAUAUCUGUUAAGCUGUUCUUUAAUGGGAUGUCACUUUCUUCCUUCAUGGCAUACCACAAACAUUGCAUCACUGAAGAGGAGGAUGGAGAUAUACCCAAACUGAAUCAAACAGAAUGCAGUGAGGAGCCUUUGGAAGAAAAUUGUGGAAUUACUUAUGAGGAAUUGCUGUUGUCUGAAGUAGACACUCCUCUGCUUCCGCCAUAUACUUCUCCAUCUCUGCCUGUUCUUGGAGCUCUCUUUCCAGUGAAAGUAACACACAUUGUGUCACCGAAUGAGGUGUACAUUUCUCUUGAUCAGCCAGAGAAUUCUAUCCAGUUUAGUGAUACAGAGAAGAGCGGAAACAGCUCGGAUUCAGACUGCAAAACGCUUAAGGAAGCCUUGACUUGGUGCAACCAGAACAUUGAGUCCUGUCCCUGUCUAACUGAUUUUCGAAAUGAAAUGCCUUGCCUUGCACAGUACAUUGAUGGUUCGUGGUAUAGAGCACAACUCCUUUCUGUUAAGGAAUUCAAUCCUCUUCUGAUUUUGGUUCAGUUUGUUGACUAUGGAGCAACAGAAAAGCUGUCCACAACCAGGUUACGUCAGAUUCCUCCUUAUCUUAUGCAGUAUCCCGCUCAAGCAUUCAGAGUUUUGCUGGCUGGAUUUAAACCUUCCUUAUGUAGUUCAGAAACUGACAGAAUUCCUUAUUGUCCUGAAUGGAGCACAGAAGCACUGUGGGCCAUGAUAGAUUGCAUUCAAGGGAAACGUCUGCAGGCUUCCUCUCUGACUCACUCACCAGAUCAUUGUGUGUUUUUGUAUGAAGAUGGACACCUGGUUCACAUGAAGCUGGUAGAAAUGGGAUUGGCUGAGUUAAGUCAGUGA
This is a messenger RNA of Euleptes europaea (tarantolino), 4794 nucleotides long. It is a transcript of the gene RNF17, whose product is annotated as ring finger protein 17. The record is from RefSeq and is a predicted model, not a curated record. Lineage: Eukaryota; Metazoa; Chordata; Lepidosauria; Squamata; Sphaerodactylidae. Bases 1 to 4794 code for a protein of 1597 amino acids. The transcript is spliced from 36 exons.